GGCCCCCGCCACCGCUAGGGCCGGUUCCCGCAGCUUCGCAGUCCCGGAGCGCGAGCCCCGCGGAGAGGACGAAGACCAGCGCCCGCCGGGACAGAGCGAUGCUGCCGAUGCGGCCGUGCGGGGCGGCGGGGCUAGCGCUGUACGCGCUGCUGGUGGUGCUGGGGGCGAGCGCGGCGCCGGAGGAGAAGCGCGUUUGCCAAGGCACAAGCAACAAGCUCACACAGUUGGGCACCUUUGAAGACCACUUCCUGAGCCUCCAGCGGAUGUUCAACAACUGCGAGGUGGUGCUUGGAAAUCUGGAGAUCACCUACGUGCAGAGGAACUAUGACCUUUCCUUCCUGAAGACCAUUCAGGAGGUGGCCGGCUAUGUGCUCAUUGCCCUCAACACAGCAGAGAGGAUCCCGCUGGAGAGUCUACAGAUCGUGCGUGGGAAUGUGCUCUACGAGAACACCUAUGCCCUGGCGGUGCUGUCCAACUACGGCAGCGCCAACAGCCCCAACAGAACAGGGCUACGGGAACUGCCUCUGCGGAGCCUGCAGGAGGUCCUGCAGGGUGCCGUGCGCUUCAGCAACAACCCCAUGCUCUGCAACGUGGACACCAUCCAGUGGCGGGACAUCGUGGGCAACAACUUCCUGAGCAAUAUGUCGCUGGACCUGCAGAGCCCCCAGCGUAGCUGCCCAAAGUGUGAUCCAAGCUGUCCCAAUGGCAGCUGCUGGGGCCCAGGAGAGGAAAGCUGCCAGAGAUUAACCAAGGUCAUCUGUGCCCAGCAGUGCUCAGGACGCUGCCGAGGCAAAUCCCCCAGUGACUGCUGCCACAACCAGUGUGCUGCCGGCUGCACUGGGCCCCGGGAGAGCGACUGCCUGGUCUGCCGCAAGUUCCGCGAUGAAGCCACCUGCAAGGACACCUGCCCACCACUCAUGCUGUACAACCCCACCACCUACCAGAUGGACGUCAACCCCGAGGGGAAGUACAGCUUUGGUGCCACCUGCGUGAAGAAGUGCCCCCGGAACUACGUGGUAACGGACCACGGCUCCUGUGUCCGGGCCUGUGGGCCCGACAGCUAUGAGGUGGAGGAGGAUGGCGUGCGCAAGUGUAAAAAGUGUGAAGGGCCCUGUCGCAAAGUUUGCAGUGGAAUAGGAAUCGGGGAGUUUAAAGACACACUCUCCAUAAAUGCCACAAACAUCAAGCACUUCAGGAACUGCACGACCAUCAGCGGUGACCUGCACAUCCUCCCUGUGGCGUUUCGGGGGGAUUCCUUCACUCGCACGCAGCCCCUGGACCCCAAGGAGCUGGACACCCUGAAGACGGUGAAGGAGAUUACAGGGUUCUUGCUGAUUCAGGCUUGGCCUGAGAACAGGACCGACCUCCAUGCAUUUGAGAACCUGGAAAUCAUCCGCGGCCGGACAAAGCAGCACGGUCAGUUUUCUCUCGCUGUGGUUGGCCUGAACCUGACGUCCCUGGGUCUGCGCUCCCUGAGAGAGCUCAGCGAUGGAGACGUGAUCAUCUCAGGAAACCGGCAUCUGUGCUACGCCAGCACCAUUAACUGGAGAAAGCUGUUCGGGACCGCCAGUCAAAAGACCAAAAUUAUAAACAACAGAAGUGAAAGGGACUGCAGGGCCGAGGGCCAUGUCUGCCACCCACUGUGCUCAUCUGAAGGCUGCUGGGGCCCUGAGCCCCGGGACUGCGUCUCCUGCCAGAACGUGAGCCGGGGCAGAGAGUGUGUGGCCAAGUGCAACAUCCUCGAGGGGGAGCCCAGGGAGUUCGUGGAGAAUUCCGAGUGCAUCCAGUGUCACCCAGAGUGCCUGCCCCAGUCGAUGAAUGUGACCUGCACCGGCCGGGGUCCUGACAGCUGUGUCCAGUGUGCUCACUAUACUGACGGCCCCCACUGUGUCAAGACCUGCCCUGCUGGGAUCAUGGGGGAGAACAACACACUGGUGUGGAAGUACGCGGAUGCCAGCCGGGUGUGCCACCUGUGCCACCCCAACUGCACCUACGGAUGUGCCGGGCCAGGUCUGGAAGGCUGUGGUGUACCAGACGGGCCCAAGAUCCCCUCCAUCGCCACAGGGAUUGUGGGUGGCCUCCUGCUGCUGGUGGUGCUGGGCCUGGGCAUUGGCCUCUUCAUGCGGCGGCGUCACAUCGUCCGGAAGCGCACGCUUCGCCGGCUGCUGCAGGAACGAGAGCUAGUAGAGCCCCUAACGCCCAGCGGAGAAGCCCCCAACCAGGCUCUCCUGAGGAUCCUAAAGGAGACAGAAUUCAAGAAGAUCAAGGUUCUGGGCUCCGGAGCGUUUGGCACGGUCUACAAGGGACUCUGGAUCCCAGAAGGGGAGAAAGUGAAGAUCCCUGUGGCCAUCAAGGAGCUGAGAGAAGCCACGUCUCCCAAAGCCAACAAGGAGAUCCUGGAUGAAGCCUACGUGAUGGCCAGCGUGGACAACCCUCACGUGUGCCGCCUGCUGGGCAUCUGCCUGACCUCCACCGUGCAGCUCGUCACGCAGCUCAUGCCCUUCGGCUGCCUGCUGGAGUAUGUGCGUGAGCACAGGGACAACAUCGGGUCCCAGCACCUGCUCAACUGGUGUGUGCAGAUUGCCAAGGGCAUGAACUACCUGGAGGACCGGCGCCUCGUGCACCGAGACCUGGCAGCCAGGAACGUCCUGGUAAAGACGCCACAGCACGUCAAGAUCACGGACUUCGGGCUGGCCAAGCUGCUGGGCGCAGAGGAGAAGGAGUACCACGCCGAGGGGGGCAAGGUGCCCAUCAAGUGGAUGGCUUUGGAAUCAAUUUUACACCGGAUUUACACCCACCAGAGUGAUGUCUGGAGCUACGGAGUCACUGUGUGGGAGCUGAUGACUUUUGGGUCCAAGCCGUAUGAUGGGAUCCCUGCCAGCGAGAUCUCAUCCAUCCUAGAGAAAGGAGAGCGCCUGCCGCAGCCACCCAUCUGCACCAUCGAUGUCUACAUGAUCAUGGUCAAGUGCUGGAUGAUAGAUGCAGACAGCCGCCCAAAGUUCCGAGAGCUGAUUGUGGAGUUCUCCAAAAUGGCCCGAGACCCCCAGCGCUACCUUGUCAUUCAGGGGGAUGAGCGGAUGCACUUGCCGAGCCCCACAGACUCCAAUUUCUACCGUGCCCUGAUGGACGAGGAGGACAUGGAGGACGUCGUGGAUGCCGACGAGUACCUCAUUCCACAGCAGGGCUUCUUCAGCAGCCCGUCCACCUCCCGGACUCCCCUCCUGAGCUCUCUGAGUGCGAACAGCAACAACUCCACUGGAGCUUGCGUGCCUAGAAAUGGGAGCUGCCCUGUCAGGGGUGACGGCUUCCUACAGCGCUACAGCUCAGACCCCACUGGCGCCCUGGCCGAGGACAGCCUGGAUGACGCCUUCCUUCCUGCACCCGAAUACAUAAACCAGUCCUUCCCCCAAAGACCUGCAGGCUCCGUGCAGAACCCCAUCUAUCACAAUCAGCCCCUGCACGCCACUCCCAGCCAAGACCCCCACUACCAGAACCCCCACAGCCAUGCUGUGGGCAACCCCGAGUAUCUCAACACCUCGCGGCCAGCCGGUGUCAGCAGCACCUGUGACGGCCCCACCCCCUGGACCCAGAAGGGCAACCAUCAAAUAAGCCUGGACAACCCGGACUACCAGCAGGACUUCUUUCCCAAGGAAGCCAAGCCCAACGGCAUCUUUAAGGGGCCCACGGCUGCAAAUGCAGAAUACCUGCGGGUGGCCCCACCAAGCAGGGAGUUCAUCGGAGCGUGAUGGUGGAGUGCAGCCACUCCAAGGGUCAGCCUCUUCAGUCAUCCAGGACCAAGCCUCGAAGCUGCUCCACCUGGCCAUGCCCUGCCCAGCGAAGAUGUGGACCGGAGUGGUUCAUAAGCAGCUGUCCCUGCCUGUCAGCCAGAAGUCCUCCACCUCAGAUGGGCUGAGGAGGCUGCAGGUACAUUCCUCUGACUCCAAACUGUGAAGUUUCCACAAAAUGCACUGGGCAAGAGUGCUGGCAUUUGAGCGGCAGUUUACCUUUUGGUGAGGUACAUUAGAAAAAGAAUAAAGAUACAUAGGAGUGUGACCCGUUGGGGGUCUUUGGGAUUUCUGGAUGCCGUGCCUGGUUUUGAGUUGAUGGGCCCAAGGAGGAAGCCCCUGCACCUGCUGCGCUGAGGCCAGCCAGGCCAGCUGUGACCAGGGAGCCUGGGCCUCAAGCCUUCCAGCCACCACUGUAUUCCACUUUUGGAACCAAGGAGGCCAGGUUACCAGGGAGCCCUGCAUGUCCUUGGCAGGUUUGCUUGGCGCUGACUCAAAUUAUGGCAGGUACCUGGGACGAGCCACCUGGUUCCUUCGUGGGAGAAGAGGCCGAAGGAAGGGUUAGAAUGCGCCGUCAGACUCACACUUGCACGAACGUCACCCUGGUACGACCCCAUCAGCGCACAGUGUUUCCUGACUAUGAGUAUUAGCCGUGUCUGUUUCCCAUUCUGUUGUUUUGUAACUCCUGCACUUUCCCUGUCUUGGUGCCACGAAGUCGGCAGACGCAGACGGUACACCCACGAAUAGCUCAGAUUCUGUAUUUGGUCCACUAAUGUUCAGACCAAUCAUCUAUAAUUAAGACAAAGAAAUUGCAAGAGUUCACCCAAGAAACAAGAGUCAGAUUUCUUUCUUAUUUUUGGCAGUACCAGGACCUGAAUCUGGCACUCUCGCCACGCUGCAUCCCCAGCACCAUUUUAUUUUUCAAUUUGAGAUAGCGUCUUGAGAAGAGCCCCAGCUGGGCUGGAACCUGCAGUUCUCCUGCCUCAGCUUCCCAGAGUGCUGGGAUUACAGGUGUGCACCAGAGCAGCCAAAUUUGAGUCUCAGAUGAAAUGUUCAAGUCCUUUGGGUGAAUUUCAUGAGAUUACAAAACCCUGCUCUGAAAACUCACUUUGCCUACACCCUUCUCCAAGCACAAAGUUCUAGGCCACUCACGGAGACAAUCUUUUCAUUCUUCCUUAAAAUAUUUGCUGGAAGGAUGCGCAUCCUCCUCGGCAGCUGCCCCAGGUGCCCUCUGUCUGUGCACUUGGUGAGAAAGCGUCAAUGUCUAAGGCACCAGGCAAGAGCUGACAGCCUUGGUGGGUGCACCACACCAAUGUCCAACAGGCAGUGUGAGGAAGCUAGACUUGAAAUGGACAACAGUAUUUUCACGCAACGAUGGGAGCUUGAAGGGGGCAGUCCUUCUAGAAGAAUUUCCCUACAAUUGGAGGAUCCACUAGUUAAGUUUUUCACACUUAGUCAACAUCUACCCCUUCUACUUUAGCAGGGAAAAAUCCCUAACUGUAAGAAAUUCAUGAGGUAACAAGGAAAAUGGGUUAAUAGCUACUAACUGUAGAACACGCAGACGGCCGCGACCCUGAGAGACACAGCAGGCAGGGUGUGUUCUGCCUGUGGAGCGGGCCUGCAGAGGAGUAGGGCCUCACGGCUGAGUGUGACCCCAGCAGCAGGGAGCCUGGCCCUGUGGGACAAGACUGCCCUGAGCCCCUGAGCCCGCGGGCCGCCCCCUGUGGGAUACAGCUCAGCUCUCAUCCUGAACAGUGAGGACGGAACACUGUUUCUCAAAUCUGAGACUUCAAAGCCCCGUCUCUAUGGAUUCACCACUGAAGGUAAUGAACGAGUCUGCACAGGGUUAGGAAGUGAAGGACUCGAGGUCUUCUCUCUUACUCCCAAGAGGCACUAAGGAGGGAGAGUUAGGCUCGAGCCAGCCCCGUUGUGGCCAUGAAGCCCUAGUAUUUUUGUACUUUGAAAUGCUCUCCUAUAACACAAUAAAAUAGUCAAGACUGCUCAAGCUUGCUUUUCCUCUCCGUUAUAUUUCAGUCUUCCUGCACAAAGCUUUGUUGCUAUUAAUCUUGAGAUUGUAUUUUCCCACCCUCCCCUCUGCCUGUCCGGAGGCAUGGCCAAGGGGCUGUGCAGCCUGAAGCUCCUCCAGGGGCCAGGACCACUGUGCUUGCCUGUCACAGCCCUGACUCUGCCCUGCCACCCUUCCUCAGAAACAGCAGUGCCUGCGGCCGUCGAGAGCACCCAUCUGUCAUCUGUUCCCGCGUCAGUUCCCUGCUGCUGGGGUCGCAUCCUGCCUCGGGACUGCUCUCCGGGAGCACAGUUGGGAGUGAGCAUUUUUGCUGGACUAAGCCUCACAUAACUAAGCAGUCUCUAUCAUUCUGCUCCCCGCAAAA
Messenger RNA from Octodon degus (degu), 6175 nucleotides. RefSeq names its product epidermal growth factor receptor (gene Egfr). The record is from RefSeq and is a predicted model, not a curated record. Gene Ontology annotation, cellular component: basal plasma membrane; signaling receptor complex. NCBI's taxonomy places the organism in Eukaryota, Metazoa, Chordata, Mammalia, Rodentia, Octodontidae. The transcript is spliced from 28 exons. Bases 99 to 3746 code for a protein of 1215 amino acids. Gene Ontology annotation, molecular function: epidermal growth factor binding; ATP binding; epidermal growth factor receptor activity. Gene Ontology annotation, biological process: cell surface receptor protein tyrosine kinase signaling pathway; positive regulation of kinase activity; negative regulation of apoptotic process.